GGGGGAGAAAGAGUCGUCCCACGGAGGAAAGAUUCUCGAAUAGAUUUCAAUAGAUUCAUUCCUUAGUGUUGUGACGUCGCAGGACCCAUUUAAAUCCUACUAAAAAAGGAUGCCAACAAUCGCACUAGAGCUGUGGCCAAUUUGCGAAGAGAUGCCUAUGAAUUGUUCUUUAUUCCUAAAUCAAUCGCCUUCACCUUCAACUUCUUUGUCCAACUCUUUCCUAUAGUUACCGAUCCUAGUUACUAAAUACCAAACGAAUUCUCGAACGACCCGUUGAAUACCGCCUGAACGCCACAAUACCGACCUUGUGUGUCCAUUGGUUUUGCUCCGCCAAACAUCCUUGUUCUCCCGAAACCCUUUCAUAAUAUUUUCCCCCCGAUUUCCCAUUGCUCUCUUCCCUCCCUUUCGAUCCUCCCAGAAAUCUGUAGACGAUGAGCUCGUCAAAUGGGAACCACCGCAGACAGGACUCCAUAGAUCCCUUUUCUCAUCCCGACAUCUAUUAUGGUGACGAGGAAGCCAACGCGCGCAUCAAGGAUCGCAGACGUGCGUUCUCAACGAACCUGAACCAAUUCAAUCGCCAGGAUAUCCAGAAUUUCCUUGGGGGAAUUCCGGCAAGAAGAGGAAGUCACGAUGAGAUUUCGGCUCAACCCCGCAAAUUCCUUAUUGAUGUCGAACAAACGUUGGAGAACCUUUUGGAAAGGGAGGAUACGGACAGGAACAUGCAGAUAACCAUUGAGGAUGUAGGACCCAAGGUGCUUUCCCUCGGGACCGCAGCGUCUUCCGGAUACAACAAAUUCGAUGUGCGAGGAACGUACAUGCUUUCCAACCUCCUGCAGGAACUUACCAUUGCUAAGGACUAUGGCCGCAAGGUCAUUGUCCUUGACGAGGCUCGUCUGAGCGAAAACCCGGUCGCUCGUCUCUCUCGUCUCAUUAAGAAUUCUUUCUGGAACGCCCUGACUCGGCGGAUCGAUGGUUCCAAUAUCGAGGUAGCGGGUCGAGAUCCCAAGGAUUGGACGGACGAUCCACGACCCCGUAUCUAUGUCCCACCGGGUGCUCCUGAGCAGCUGGAGUAUUACAGAGGGAUUGCUAAGGCACACCCAGAACUUCGUCUGGAUGUGCAGGUACUGGAGACAGAUAUCACUCCGGAGUAUGUGAAGGAUCUCAACAGUAAACCCGGUCUUCUCGCCUUGGCAAUGGAGAAGAAGUACGAUGAAGCUACCCAGAAAAUCGAAUAUUCCGGGGUGCCAUUUGUCGUUCCUGGAGGACGGUUCAAUGAGCUGUAUGGAUGGGACAGUUAUAUGGAGUCUCUGGGGCUGUUGGUCAGCAACAGAGUGGAUUUAGCGAAGUCCAUGGUGAUCAACUUCUGUUUCUGUAUUAAACAUUAUGGAAAGAUCCUGAAUGCCAACCGGUCCUAUUACCUGCUACGCUCCCAGCCGCCAUUCUUGACUGAUAUGGCUCUGAGAGUGUAUGAGCGGAUUAAGGGCGAACCCGAUGCUCUGGAGUUCCUACGGACUUCGAUCCUCGCUGCGAUCAAGGAAUACUAUAGUGUCUGGACCGCCGAGCCACGGUUUGAUCCAGUUUCUGGCCUGUCGCGGUAUCGCCCCGAAGGGAUGGGCGUACCGCCAGAAACUGAACCAACGCACUUCAUCCAUCUACUAACACCCUAUGCUGAGAAGCAUGGCAUGCAAUUUGAUGACUUCGUUCAAGCUUACAAUAACGGCCUUGUUAAGGAGCCGGAGCUUGACGAGUACUUUUUGCAUGAUAGGGCUGUCCGAGAAUCUGGUCAUGACACAAGCUACCGUUUGGAGAGGGUUUGUGCCAAUAUCGCUACAGUUGAUUUGAACUCUCUCCUUUAUAAGUACGAGGUGGACAUCGCUCGUAUAAUCCGGACUUAUUUCAAGGAUAGACUAGAGAUCCCCCCUGAGUUCCGUACUGAACAGUCAAAGGACAUUGCAAGUGAGUCCUCAUCUGUAUGGGACCGCAGGGCCAGAAGAAGAAAAAUGAGAAUGGACUCCUAUCUGUGGGAUGAAGAAAAGGGGAUGUAUUUCGACUACGACACAGAUAAGCAAGAGCGGACCAAUUAUGAGAGCGCCACAACCUUCUGGACAAUGUGGGCAGGUCUCGCCACCCCUCAACAGGCGUCGGAACUGGUCAGCAAGGCCCUUCCGAAGUUUGAGGCCUACGGCGGCCUGGUUUCAGGUACUGAAGAAUCGCGUGGUGUUAUCAGUCUAGCUCGACCGAACCGGCAGUGGGACUAUCCUUAUGGAUGGGCACCGCAGCAGAUGCUGGCAUGGACAGGACUGCUCCGCUACGGCUACCAGGAGGAAGCCGAGCGACUAGCAUACAAAUGGCUAUACAUGAUCACGAAAGCUUUUGUUGACUUCAACGGCGUUGUCGUCGAGAAGUACGACGUCACUCGGCCGAUUGACCCUCACCGGGUCGAUGCUGAAUACGGAAACCAAGGUGUAGAUUUCAAGGGUGCACCUCGUGAAGGGUUCGGUUGGGUCAACGCCAGCUUUGUCUAUGGGUUGGAAAUUCUUAACGCUCACCAGCGGCGUGCCCUUGGGGCCAUUACCCCAUAUGAAACCUACAACAAAGCUGUAGCAAUCCAGAACGACAGCGAGUAGGUUCUUAUGACUUGAACGUUGCAUGAGGCACGUGUUGUUUUUGUUUCCGUUUGUAUACGUUUUGCGGCCGUCAUUGCUUCCGAAGGACCCGAAAAGUCGAGAUUUUGGAGUCGGCAACAAAAUUAUACAGUUGUGAUAGUAUAUAGUGCGGUCUCAAAUCUUCUCUUUUCAUUUCUUUUUCUGAUUUAAGUCAUUUCUUUGGGGUUCAAGAAAAGAAAUGGGAUGGGAAUAGAAACUGGCUUACUCCGUACACUUUGAGGGUACUUUUACGAGCUAUGAUCCAGCUACGAAUGAUACAGGCGCCAAUUCUUUGUUUUUUUUAGCUUGGCGAAUUUAACUUUUGAUAUAUAUAUCUCGUGUCUAGCAACCGUUUAAUGAAGCAUUUUUGGG
Molecule: messenger RNA, 3017 nt
Organism: Aspergillus pseudonomiae
Lineage: Eukaryota; Fungi; Ascomycota; Eurotiomycetes; Eurotiales; Aspergillaceae
Product: alpha,alpha-trehalase
Exons: 5
Coding region: 432-2627 (731 amino acids)
Biological process (GO): trehalose catabolic process
Cellular component (GO): cytoplasm
Molecular function (GO): calcium ion binding; alpha,alpha-trehalase activity
Source: RefSeq, a predicted model, not a curated record